Messenger RNA from Adineta steineri, 2865 nucleotides. The record is from the annotation of a GenBank genome assembly. Lineage: Eukaryota; Metazoa; Rotifera; Eurotatoria; Adinetida; Adinetidae.
AUGUCGAUUAUUCGAUAUCGAUUUAAAGCAGACAAAAAUUUUGAAUCAGUAAAAAUUGAUGGAAUGAAUUGUUCUCUUGGAGAACUUAAACGUUUAAUUGCGGCAAAAUCAUCACGUUCAGCAUCAUAUCAUCCCAAGGAUGAUUAUGAUUUAAUUAUUAGCAAUGCAAAUACACAUGAAGAAUACAAAGAUAAUUCAGAUUUAAUACCUCGAAAUGCAAGUGUCAUCGUAGCUCGACGUAUACGUGGCAUAUUUGAUACAUUAACACCAACAUCAAAUCAGAAACCUGUUGUUUCAUCUGAUGAUAUUGUUAAAGAUAUCCUUUUACCUGCGAUGUUGAAUCAAAAUCAAAGUUCGUCAAAUACAUCAUCAUCAUCAGUCAUUGAAACAAAUGCGAUUCCAUUAGAAAAGUUGACUGAGUCGACAAGUAAUGGUCCGGUGAAAGAAAUGACUGAAGAUGAAUUAAUUAAAGAAAUUCAAUUAGGUUCUCAUGCUCGUUAUGUAACAAAUCAACAACCAUAUCGUACGAAUUUAUUUGUUUGUCAUCAUUGUAAACAACCUGGUCAUAUAAAAAAUCAAUGUCCUUCAUUGCUGCAGUCAUCAAAUUCAAAUUCAUCUGGUAAUUCAUCAAAUUCACAAUCAUCAUCUGCUAAUGAUGGAACACAAGGGACAAAUUCAGGUCCAAUUCGACCAAAUCUACCACAUUCAUCUCAUAUUGUUACACGUCAUGCCCCAUAUCAAAUGUCUUAUCAUCAUCGUGGAAAUCGUUCACAUCGUGGAGCAGGACAUCCACGUGGUGAACCAUUACCAAAAAAGACAACAGGUAUACCACGUGAUCGUCUUAUUCCAGUUCCAAAACAUAUACCUGGUGCAUUAAGAGAUCAAAGUGGUGCUUCCGUUGUACCAAGACAAAUGGCUGAAUUAUACAUUGAACGAAGUGAAAAGAAAGCCGAUGCAUUGGCACAAAUAUCUCGACAAAAUGAUGAAAAAGGUGUUUCAUUAUCAAUUCCAUCUUCAUCAAAAACAACUGAUGAAGAUCUUCCACCUAAUGAUCUUCUUUGUCCUUUAUGUAAACGAGUUUAUACUGAUGCUGUUAUCACACCUUGUUGUAAUCUUAGUUUUUGUGAUGAAUGUAUUCGUACAGCUUUAAUUGAAAGUUCUGAGCAUGAAUGUCCGUCUUGUCAUUGUCAACAUGUCGCUAUUGAUCAGAUCAAUCCUAAUUUAUAUUUACGAAAUCAUAUUAAACGUUGGCAUGAACGACAAAAUCAAUCAUCUUAUUCACACCCAUCUGCACCACAACAAACAUUAGAUCAAGAUUCGGAAACAACAUCAACAAAUACUUCAAAUCUAAAUGAAAUUGAUGAAUUUGAUACAGCUAUUCUUUCAACAAAUUCACAUCAACAUGUAACAUCAGUUAAAUCAGCACCAAUUAUUAUUAAAAUGCAACCACGUGGAAAAAGUCAAUCACCACCACCUCUUGUUUCAACUCGACCAGCUGAUAUGACAUUUGAAGAUGAAAAAACAUCCGAUUCAAAUCAUAUAACAUCUAGUCAAAAAGAUAUGAAUACAAAUGAAGAAAUAACAGAUACAUUACCAUCAACAAUUACGAAUACUCCUAUUGAAAAUGAACGACUAGAACGUGAAACUCCUCCAUCUCAAAUUGCACCUCCAAAUAUAAUUUAUACUUCUCCAUCACCUUCAACAACUAUUGCACCAACAGCUGCUGUUGUUCCUCAUUAUUAUCCAACUCCUCCACAGCAUCAUAAUAUAAUCUAUCCUCAUCACAUUCCUCCAGCAACAUCCAAUGGUCUCUAUCAAAUUCAACCAAAUUAUUAUCCACCUCCAAUGGGUGUUCGUUAUCCUCCUGCUGGAAUACAUCAUUAUCCACCAUAUGCACCACCUCCACCCGUUCAUCAUCAUCCUAUUCCUCCUCCUCGUCCAAUUAUUCCACCUCCACAUAUUCCAACAAAUGGUUAUAAUAUGCCCGGUUUUCAUCCUCAUACAAAUGUACCAUUUACAUCCACAUCAACAUUUAUUACUCAUCAUCAAACAGCUACACAACCAAUAUCAACAGCUUUAUCCGAAGAUGAAUUUUAUACAAAACAACGUUAUUUUCAACGAUUUCAACGAUCACCUAGUCGUCGUCGUUCACGUUCUUCAUCUUAUUCUUCAUAUUCAAGCAGUGAUUCUCGUAGUUCAUCACGUUCACGUUAUGAUAGUCGUCGUCGUCGAUCGUCUCGUAGUCGUAGUCAUCGACGAAUAAAAAAAUCACCAAGUCGAGAGAAUCGUCGACAACGACGAUCAUCAUCUUAUCAAAGUCGUCGACGACCACCAGUUGAUAUCAAAGAUAAAUAUUCUUCAUCAUCAUCAUCAAAAUAUCGAAGAUCACCUCCUCGACCAUCUCGAAAUAAUCAUGAACGACGUCGUUCACCUCGUCCACCACCAACUGUUCAACAAUCUACACAACGUACAAUUGUCUAUAUGCAAGAAUCUUCACAUUCCAGUCGAGAUCGUCGUCGAACAAAAAGUCGUUCACGUGGAAAUGAUGAUCGUAUUACUUCAUCAUCAUCAUCAAAAAAAGAACAACAACAACAACAAUCACAAUCAGAAUCAAUACCUUCGUCUUCUUCUCCUUCGACAACAACAAUGCCAACUACACUUUCAUCAAAAAUCGAAACAGUAGUAGAAGGAAUGCCUGACAAAAAUCAAGAAGAUAGUUCAAAAAAUGGUAAAAAACAUAAGAAACAUCAUAAAAAACAUCGACAUUCAAGUUCAAAAAGCAAAAAACGUCAUCGAAGUAAAGACAAAGACAAGAAGACAAUAGUCGACGCACCAUCAUCAUCUGUUAUUGAAGCACAAUCAUAA